UUAUUAUAAUUUCAUUAUUAUUAAUGUCAUUAAUUUUUAUUGUUCCAUAUUAACUUGCACAAAAAAUUGCCAAUAAAAUGCAAUGAAAGAAUAUUCCAAAAAUUUAAGCAAAGUACUCAGUUUCAUAGUUUCAUAUAUAUGUAUAGACCUUGCGUUUUCGGACGUUGACAUCACGUGCAUUGGUAUUACAAAGAGAAAUUUUAAAAAAAAAAUGGAAUGUGAAUCGCUGCAAGAGAUUGAUGAGAAUAUGGAAGAAAAUAGCAAUGAUAGUGACAAAGAAGAUUCUACAAAAAAUGAUGAAGUACAAGAAAAAAAAAUAUAUCUUCCUGGAAAGCCUUUGAAAAAGGAAGAAGAACUUGUAGUGGAUAAAACAGCGUAUCGAAUGUUACAUCAUGCACAAUCUGGUGCUCCUUGUCUUAGUUUUGAUAUAAUUUUAGAUAAUUUAGGUAAUAAUAGAGAAAAUUAUCCAUUAAGCAUGUAUCUUGUGGCUGGAACUCAAGCUGCUAAAACACAUAUUAAUAAUCUUCUUAUUAUGAAGAUGGAAAAUUUAUAUGAUAUAAAGGAUGAUUCUGAUGAUGAAUCAGAUGAUGAUGAAUUAAAUGAUGAAGAUCAAAAUAAACCAAAAAUGUCUAUUGCACCAAUAAAGCAUCAAGGUUGUGUCAAUAGAGUUAGAUAUACAAGAAUUGGCAAAACAACUUUAGCAGCAAGUUGGAGCGAAUUAGGUCGUGUACAUAUUUGGAAUUUAGAUAAACAAUUAAAUGCACUUGAUAAUGAUGAAUUACUUCGUACAUAUCGUAAAAAAUAUGAGAAAAAUGAUGAGAACAUCAAACCAUUAUUUAGUUUUAAAGGACAUCUUUCAGAAGGAUAUGGACUUGAUUGGUGUUCAACAGAAAUAGGCAUGUUAGCUUCUGGUGAUUGUAAGGGUAAUAUCCAUAUAUGGAACAUUAGUGAUAAUGAUAAUUCUGCAACAUGGCAUGUGGAUCAAAGACCUUAUAAUUCACAUGAACCAUAUAGUGUUGAAGAUAUUCAAUGGUCACCAAAUGAAAGACAUGUACUUGCUUCAUGUUCUGUUGAUAAAAGUAUUAAAAUUUGGGAUACAAGAGCAAGUCCACAAUCUGCCUGUAUGUUAACAGCAUUUGGUACACAUACUGCUGAUGUUAAUGUUAUUUCAUGGAAUCAUAAAGAAACUCAAUUUCUUAUAUCUGGUGGUGAUGAUGGUUUGAUUUGUGUAUGGGAUUUACGUCAAUUUGGUUCUAAUGGUUCAAGUCCAUUAGCUAUAUUUAAACAACAUAUUGCACCUGUUACAACAGUAGAAUGGCAUCCUCAAGAAGCCACUGUAUUUGCUUCUGGUGGAGCUGAUGAUCAAAUUGCUCAAUGGGAUUUAUCAAUAGAAGCUGAUGAAUUAGAAGAGAUAAAACAUAAUGAAUUAAAGAAAUUACCGCCACAGUUGUUAUUUAUACAUCAAGGUCAGACUGAUAUAAAAGAAUUGCAUUGGCAUCCUCAAUGUUCUAAUACUAUAAUAUCAACAGCUCAUUCAGGAUUUAACAUAUUUCGUACAAUUAGUGUAUAAUAAAUCUAUUUUUUCAAGAAUAUAAUAUUUAUAAAAUAA
Apis dorsata (giant honeybee) is the source of this 1609-nucleotide messenger RNA. RefSeq names its product glutamate-rich WD repeat-containing protein 1. The transcript is spliced from 4 exons. The coding region runs from base 83 to 1570 and encodes 495 amino acids. Gene Ontology annotation, molecular function: protein binding. Lineage: Eukaryota; Metazoa; Arthropoda; Insecta; Hymenoptera; Apidae. The record is from RefSeq and is a predicted model, not a curated record.